Umbelopsis ramanniana AG is the source of this 1532-nucleotide messenger RNA. RefSeq lists its product as uncharacterized. NCBI's taxonomy places the organism in Eukaryota, Fungi, Mucoromycota, Umbelopsidomycetes, Umbelopsidales, Umbelopsidaceae. The transcript has a single exon. Bases 118 to 1461 code for a protein of 447 amino acids. The record is from RefSeq and is a predicted model, not a curated record.
CCUGUUGCACACAAUUGCGUAUUUUUUUUUUGCCAAUCACGUUAAUUAUACUCCAUUUAGGGAUUUUUUUUCCAGUAACGGAUUUUAUCGAAGUAUUUUUUUUACCACAUCAUCACGAUGGCAAAUGGAGGUGGAGCAUUCUUCCCGGCAAUCACAAUACGAUCCCGAUUUACUCAGGUCAUCAUACUUGUAGCUGUGGUUUUAAACCUUGGACUAGCUAUAUAUUUCUGGUUACCUUCAGAAGAACAACUAUCCACGUCUAUAGGUUUGGCUAAAGAACCGUUAGCAGAUCUAGAGGACACCAUAGUAGCUGACGAAGACUUCGCUCACGACCCUGAGGAUUCGGAUGAGAUUGGACGUCCAAACAAGAAAGUGGCUGUACUGAACUAUGCUGGUGCCCAUGACGAAGUUGUUGUCUCCAUUCUAUAUACCCUGGCUCAGAUACCAGAAUAUGAUGUCGAUGUCUUCUUCACUACACCCAGAUAUGGCAUUGAGAAGAUCAUGUCACCAUUCUACUCAAAGCCGCUUCAGGACCCAUACUCAUUUGGCAGCCAUUACAAACCUUCGGCAUACCCAGAUGUCCUCAUCAUGGCAUCUUGCGACGGUUCAGAUAUAUACUAUGUUGGCGGAGCAGUGGAAACUAUGGUCGCAGCAAAACCAGAUAUGAAAGUCAUGUGUAUCGUUCAUAAUCCACAGACAUUACAGGACGUUCACUUUCGAAUGUCGCCACUUGCGGAAAAAGGCGUUCUCACCAUGGUUGGACUAUCUCCGCAUGUGGCUGACUAUCUUAAGGAUCAUAAGCUUCCAGACCUUGCAAAAGAGUUUAACCCUAUAUUUGCAAACGUUCCUACUACUGUGUUCGUGCCCACCUUCGACUACCGCCUACCUGAGAGCUGUUCGACAUCCGGUAAUACUGAAAUGAACGAAGCUUGUAAGAGUAACUUUGUGGUUCAAGGCAUCUUCGAAACAGGACGCCGAGAUUAUGGCUCAUUGUUUGAUCAUUUGCUGAACAAAAUAGCGGCAGAUCAAGAGGAUUGGAAAAACUUCCAUCUUCUCUUGCUCGGUCAAGGUUCACCAUUCGACUUGCAAGAGCCACUCGCCAGCCAUGUAUCGACGUACAACGAUCUCCCUUAUUUGGAGUACUAUGACAAGAUCCACCAUAGCUUGGCUCUUUUACCAGCAUUCGCCUCCGACUCAUACUUGCUUUACAAAGCGUCUUCUUCUGUUGGAGCUGCCCUGUUGACCGGCGUCCCAUUGAUUGCCGAUCAAGCUUUAUUGGAUUCUUAUAGACAUCUCAGCAAGGAUGGUGUAUAUUUCCAAAACGAAGGAGAGCAUUUCAUCGACACUGUGGAGCGAAUUCGUAAGCUCUCGGUCGAAGACAUGAACGAGAAGAGAAGCAACGCGUCUGCUAUGAACAGUCGCAUCAUCAAAGACAAUAUAGCCUGGUGCAAAGCAUUGUAGACUUAUAUAUAGAGAUAAUUUUUGAAUAAAUGUAACAUGAAAGGAAAAAGCACAGCUCACUAAAACUGAAC